This is a messenger RNA of Hydatigera taeniaeformis, 1095 nucleotides long. The record is from the annotation of a GenBank genome assembly. Lineage: Eukaryota; Metazoa; Platyhelminthes; Cestoda; Cyclophyllidea; Taeniidae.
AUGGUAGUUGAUGCUAUCCAUGGAGAAAGAAAAGGAACGAAUAAAUAUUAUCCACCUGAUUUCGAUCCAGCUAAGCAUAGAAGUCUGAAUGCCUACCAUGGUGUUCAUGCUUUGCGGGAACGCGGUCGCAAGGCUGAUAAAGGAAUUAUCAUAAUCCGCUUUGAAAUGCCUUACAAUGCUUGGUGUUUGUCUUGCAAAAAGCCUAUUGGAAUGGGAGUUAGGUACAACGCAGAGAAGAAGAAGGUUGGCAUGUAUCACUCCACACCAAUAUUUCAAUUCUCCAUGAAUUGUGCAAUGUGUGCCGGCCGAAUAGUAAUGCAGACCGACCCGCAAAAUUUCGACUACGUCUGCGUCGAAGGUAUACGUCGAAAGAUCCAAACAUGGGAUCCAGAAGAGAACGAGCAGAUUGUCGUGCCAGACUUCAAAGAAAGGCAAAAACUCUCACUUGAUGCCAUGUAUCAGGUUGAACACAGUGUCAAAGAUAAAGAGAAGGCUGCUUUGUCGAAUCCAGCUCUUGCUGAACUAGAAGCAGACCGAGGAAGUUUUAAAGAUGACUUCGCCUUAAACUGCCUCGCUAGGAAGCAAUUUCGAGAAGCAAAGAGACUUCAAAAUGAUGCUGAUGCACGUGAUGAGACACUGCGAACUCGGUUGUCCCUCACGGGAGCGCAGAUUAAUAUUUUAGACGAGACCGACGAGGAUAGAACAAAAGCUAAGCUGUUAAGGCUUCAUCGCACACGUGGGUCCUAUUGCCAUCAUUACCCACCCUUAGAUCGCAGUGAACGUACAUCUGAACGACAAUUGUCUCUUGUCAAAAUUGGAAAGCUAUUGUUGUCCAAAAGAAAACUGGAGAAUAGCUGUGAUAUUCCUCUGACUCAACGGCGUGUCGAACGACACUAUCUCGUGAAACGGUCUGGCAUCCUUGGCAUCAGUGCGAAACAGUCCCGAACAUCAUCAUUACCGCACGAAACAUUGCCUCAAGCUCCUCAUAAAAGCACACGAAAGGUAACUAACCAAGUCGAUGAAGUCUCAUCCAAAGAAUUAACUACCAAUGAAGAACCAAUCCCGAGCCUCGUCCCCUACAAUGACAGUGAAUGA